GCUUCACGCUAAGCUCGGAAACAAAUGGGCACGUAUGGCUUCUCAGUUACCAGGACGAACAGAUAACGAGAUUAAGAAUUAUUGGAACACAAGGAUGAAGAGAAGACAACGAGCUGGUUUGCCUUUAUACCCUCAUGACACUCAUCAGCAUCAUCAAGGGAUUGAUGAUAACGAUGAUAAUGAUGAGUUUGAGUUUGAUCUAAGUUCCUUUCAGUUCCAAAACCAAGAUCUUCUUCAUCAUAACCAACAAAACAUGAUUCAAUACACUAAUUCUUCUAAUACUUCAUCAUCUAUAUCCUCUUCUUCGUUCUCUUCUUCCUCUUCUCAACCUUCCAAAAAGAUGCGUCCUAAUGAUCCCUUAGUCUCUACUAAUCCUGGCCUAAACCUGAUCCCCGAUUCACCGAUGAAUUUUCAAAUGUUCUCUCUUUACAACAAUAGCCUUGAGACUGACAAUAUUAAUAGCCACUUUGGUUUCUCUCUUCCUUUGUCCUCAUCGUCUUCGUCCAACGAGUUUUGCAAUCCCAACCACAUCCUUGAGUUCAUCUCUGAGAAUUCGGACACAAGCAAUUACCAUAAGAAAGACAUCGAUGCUUUGAGUUACAGUUCAUUGCUUAUGGGAGACCAUGAGAUGAGACCGAGUUCUUUCCCUUUAGGACUAGAAAAUACUGUCCUAGAGCUUCCUUCAAACCAAACAACGAUCGAUUCGUUCAGUUCUAAUCCUAUUCCCGACAAUGGUGUCCAUCUUGAGCCACCUGCGGGAAACAGUGGACUGCUUGAUGCCCUUUUGGAGGAGUCUCAAGCCUUAUCUCGUGGCGGACUCUUCAAGGACGUUAGGGUUUCCUCAAGUGAUCUAUGUAAAGUUCAAGAGGAGAGGAUGAAGAUGGACUUUGAGAAUCGGUUAACAGAUCAUCUUAACUCUUCUCAUCAAUCAUCACUCGGAGCAAACCCUAAAAUUCACAAGUACAAUGAGCCAACAAUGGUGAAAGCAACGGUGGAUGAUGAUGACGACUUAUUGAUGAGCCUUCUCAACAACUUCCCUUCAACAACGACACCGUUGCCUGAUUGGUACCGGAUGACGGAAAUCCAAAACGAAGCCUCAUAUCUUGCCCCACCGAGCGGAUCAAUUCUUAUGGGAACUUAUCAAGGUAACAGCAGGGAGGAGGAACCAGCCACGGUGUCGCCUUCGUCCAGUGUAGAUCCAAUGGCCUCGUUGGGGACAUGCUAUUGGAGCAACAUGCCUAGAAUUUGUUAAUUUGGAACAUCCUCAUGAGCAAUAUACCAUUUCUUUGAUUUGGGAAAAAGAAAGCUAAUUGUGAGCUUAAUUUGUCUUUGUUGUGUAAAAACCUCUUCAGAGUAUUCAAUUUGGGAUGUGCUAUGAACUUAAAUGUUAACAUGCUUUCAAGGGGCCAACAAAACAAAAAAAGAAAUAUAAA
Messenger RNA from Camelina sativa (false flax), 1433 nucleotides. Its product is annotated as transcription factor MYB101-like. The record is from RefSeq and is a predicted model, not a curated record. Lineage: Eukaryota; Viridiplantae; Streptophyta; Magnoliopsida; Brassicales; Brassicaceae.